Molecule: messenger RNA, 687 nt
Organism: Phytophthora infestans T30-4
Lineage: Eukaryota; Oomycota; Peronosporomycetes; Peronosporales; Peronosporaceae
Exons: 5
Coding region: 1-687 (228 amino acids)
Biological process (GO): glucose metabolic process; pentose-phosphate shunt, oxidative branch
Molecular function (GO): glucose-6-phosphate dehydrogenase activity; NADP binding
Source: RefSeq, a predicted model, not a curated record
AUGGAUCACUACGCAGGCAAGCCAGUUGUGCAAGCGCUUCGCAGCUACUUGCAGCUUAACACUGCUACGCUGAAUCCGAUUUGGAACUCAAAUAACAUUCAGGAUAUCCACAUCGAGAUGACCGAAACAGCAACACUACAGCACCGCGUGAGCUAUUUUGACAGUUCUGGUAUUAUCCGUGACGUCAUGGUGAACCACUUGCAGCUACUGCUCAAUGUUGCUUAUGACGAAUACGCUGCACAUUACGAAGCCGAGAUGAGUCAACGCAGCGAUGAGAGCGACAACUUCACACCGACAGCUGCCUGGAUUGAGCUCACAAGCUCGUUAGACGAAUGGAGAGACACCAGCUUUCGUCUUGCUGCAGCCAAGGCCACAGCAGAGCGGCAACUGUCCAUCACUGUAGCCUUCAACAGUGGCGUAUUUCAAGACCAACAGUGCACUCUCACUGUAAUUAUCCAGCGAGCACUCAACGUCGACGCAAGCGAGGCCCACAGAAUCGAAUGGUCUUGUGACGUUAGCGAAGUGCUUCCAGAUCUCCAACUCCCAAAAGGCUGGAAGUACGUGGAGGCUGACGACCAUCGUGUCGUUAUUCCCCAGAGAUCUGAGCACGCUACUGCGGCAUGGGAGCUGGGUGACGAGGCUUCAGCCUGCGUGGACACUGUGGACUCCAGUGGUCCAUGCAGCUGA